This is a messenger RNA of Venturia canescens, 5154 nucleotides long. RefSeq lists its product as uncharacterized. The coding region runs from base 1 to 5154 and encodes 1717 amino acids. The transcript has a single exon. Gene Ontology annotation, molecular function: nucleic acid binding. Lineage: Eukaryota; Metazoa; Arthropoda; Insecta; Hymenoptera; Ichneumonidae. Gene Ontology annotation, biological process: DNA integration. The record is from RefSeq and is a predicted model, not a curated record.
AUGGAGGAUCUAAUUCGCAGUCAACUCGACUUGCAUGGUCGAAUCGCAAGAAUCAUUGAGAACAUGAGGAAGCUUGGGCAAGCGAACAUCACCGCCGGAACAAUUCAAACCCGCUUGACCACCCUCGAUCGAUACUGGGAGAAAUUCGAAGCACAACACGAAACUCUACUCUCUCAACACGGCAAUGAGAUCGAGGAACUCGAAUAUAAAACGCAAGAUCUCGCAAGCACUGUGGAAGAAAUCUACAUGAACCAGCGAGGCAUUCUCCUCGACUAUAUCUCCGAACUUCCUCAUCAACCGAACCAUACAAUAUCUCAGCAGCGCAGGGAACCACCCCAAGCACGCACAUCUCUACCACGAAUUCAACUUCCGUCAUUCAACGGCGAAUAUGAAGAUUGGCCCCGGUUCCGCGAUCUAUUCCUGUCCAUGAUUGGCAACGACAAUCAUCUGCACGACGUCGAAAAACUGCACUACCUAAAAAGCACUGUCAAAGGAGAAGCCGAAGCUACAAUAAAAAACAUUCCCAUCACCGCGGAAAACUAUCAGCGCGCGUGGCAAUCACUGGCGAACGUUUACGAGAACAAACGUCUCCUUGUAAGCUCCUGCUUAACCAAAUUCUCGCACCAACCAAAGAUGACUGCAGAAACCACCGCAGAACUCAAACGAGUAUUUCAUAGUAUGGUAACAACAGUCAACGUACUCGAAGGGAUCGGACGACCGAUUGACAGUUCCGAAGACCUCUUCGUUUUUUCAGUAACCGAGCUACUCGAUCCUCGAACGCGACGGGAGUGGGAAAGCGCUAUUAAUGACUCGAAAGAAACGCCGACCUAUGAAACGUUGCGGACGUUUCUCGAGAAACGACUCCAGAUGCUCGAAGCACUAAACCCGUCUGCCUCGAGCUCUUCAUCGAAAGGCAAUCAUCCUCGGAAGACAAAAACUCAUUGCACUCAAGCAAAAAAAUACAAUGAAUGCCUAAGUUGCAAGCAGAGCCACUUCAUCCUAAUCUGUCCAGACUACAAAGGAAAGGACGCAGCUCAGCGCCUAAGAUUCAUCGAGCAAAAGAACGCUUGCGUCAAUUGCCUCGGACGACACAAAGUAGCCGAGUGCAAGAAUCCAAAGGUAUGCAACACCUGCUCAGAGAAGCACCAUACGACCCUGCAUGAAGCAUUACAUCGAAACGAGCCCGCUCCACGCUCGGCGGUUACUUCCCACGUAAUUGGAAAGGUAGACGACCAGCAUGCCCCCAUCUUAUUAGCCACAGCCAGAGUACUCGUGAAAGAUAAAAACGGGCAGGAGCACUGUAUCACAGCACUCAUAGAUCAAGGCUCAGAAGUCAGUCUAGCCACGGAACGACUCAUUCAGAAGUUACAUCUACCGCGCAAACGAAGUAACCACGUAAUCUGUGGAGUCGGCGGACUGGAUGCAGGGCGUAGCCGAGGAAAAACCACAAUCGAAAUGCACGCCAAACGAUUCAACCGGCACCUCAAGGCAAACGUCCUAAUACUUCAUGAGAUAACUACAUAUUCAGGCCAAAUCAAAACGCUUAACUCAACGUGGAAGCACGUAGCCAAUUUACCUCUCGCAGAUCCGAGUUUUUUCAAGAGCGACACGAUCGACCUCCUCCUCGGCGCUGACGUCUACUCCAGCAUCAUCUUAAGAGGGCUUCGGAAAGGCUCAAGGCUCGAGCCCGUGGCCCACGAAACAAUCUUCGGGUGGAUUCUAACCGGGAUAGCAGGACAAAAUAAGAAUCACUCGUCCACCACCACCCUGCACAUCAGGCAGGCUGAGGACCUCACUCACCUCGUACGAAAGUUCUGGGAACAAGAAGAAAUCCCGUCAAACAGCACUACAAACGAGGAGUCACAAUGCGAAGCAGACUUCGCAUCAAGUCACUCUCGACAAAAGGACGGCAGAUACAUGGUUCGCCUCCCCCUGCUGCAGCAUCCCCCGGAUCUAAGUAGCUCCCGAAAAGGAGCCGCGAGCGCCUUGGCCAGCACCGAGAAGCGAUUCAAGGGAAAUGCGAAGUUUGAGGCACUCUAUCGAGAGUUCAUGCUCACAUAUGAACAGAUGAAACACAUGAGCGAAGUAUCCCCAACGGAGUCAAACCCCACAGACGCUUGCUAUUUGCCUCACCACGGUGUAUGGCGCGAAUCAAGCAGCACCACAAAACUACGAGUGGUGUUCAAUGGAUCGUGGCGCACAUCAACCGGCAAAGCACUAAACGACUACCUAAACCCGGGGAUGAAUCUACUUCCGGCGCUCUCAGACAUCCUCCUCAAAUGGCGCAAGCAUCAGUUCGUCAUCGCUGCGGACAUCGAAAAAAUGUACCGCCAAAUCCUAGUUCACCCAGACGACAGACCAAAGCAGCGCAUACUAUGGCGGCACGGAUCCUCCCAAGAAAUCAAGGAAUACCAACUCAACAUAGUGACGUACGGACUCGCCUGCGCCCCAUUCCUAGCGCUGAGAUGCAUAAAACAACUAGCGGAGGACGAGCAAAACAACUUCCCACGAGGAUCAAGAGCUCUCCGCGACGCUAUCUACGUAGAUGACAUUCUCACGGGGGCAGACAAUAUCACCGAACUAGCAGCGUUAAAACAGGAACUAAUUGGGAUCUGCAAGGCAGGCGGUUUCCCUCUAAGAAAAUGGGUAAGCAAUUCAGCAGAGUUGUUAGAGGCCAUUCCACCACAAGAAAGAGCAAACGCGGCAAGCCUGCAAUGGAUGCCUAACGAAUCAAUCCAUCAGACGCUAGGACUCAAAUGGGACCCAGUCGAUGAUUCUUUCGCGUACACGGUGAAAAUCUCCGACCAAGACAACCCGACGAAGAGGUCCAUUCUCUCAGCCACUGCCCAGCUCUUCGACCCGCUCGGUUGGAUCACUCCAGUAACAACACGCGCAAAAAUAAUGAUCCAGUCAACAUGGCUGUUAAAUGUCCAGUGGGAUGAUCAUCUUCCGGCAACCCUCACUCAAGAUUGGAAAGCAUUCUACGCCCAAUGGCCAAAUCUGGCCAACAUCAGAAUCAGUCGGCCGCUGUGGGACAGGAACGCAACCGACCUGGAAAUACACGGAUUUUCGGACGCUUCAGAGAGAGCCUACGCCGCAGUGGUAUACAUUCGCAUAACAUCCACCACUGGGGACCCAAAAAUCACUCUCGUCGCUGCCAAAAGCAAAGUGGCGCCACUCAAACAAGUGUCGCUACCGAGACUAGAGCUGUGCGGAGCCCAACUUCUCGUAAAAUUAGUCCAUCACACAAAAACAACUCUGAACCAAGAAGUCAAGAUCCAUCUUUGGACCGACUCAACUAUCGUGCUGGGCUGGAUACAAGGGCACCCAACGAGGUGGACCACUUACGUCGCAAACCGAGUGUCAGAAAUACAAAUUCAGCUCCCAGAGGCCUCUUGGCACCACAUCAGCGGCAAAGAAAACCCCGCUGACUGCGCGUCACGAGGAAUCUCGCCAUCCGAGCUGCUGCAACACCCCCUGUGGUGGACUGGCCCAGCAUUUCUAAGACACAAAGCAUCAUCCUGGGCAUCCGGGGAGUUCAUAGAGUCACGAGAACUCCCGGAGACACGGUAUCGCACGCUCACGACAACGGCGCCUCUCCAAAUCAAGAUUAAUCCACUGCUCGAGCAGUUUUCGAACUACAACAGACUGCUUAGAGUGUCAGCAUGGUGUCGCCGGUGGACCAGUAAAGUGAGAGCCCGCAAAACAAACGACCCUACUACAGCAGGGCCUCUAACAGCCAUGGAACUCGAAGCAACAGAAUUACUAUGGAUAAAGAACACCCAAGCGUCGCACUUUAAACACGAGCUACAUCAAAUACGCUCAGGACAAAACAUAAAGACGAAAAGUCAGCUAAUCCGACUCACUCCAUUCAUAGAUCAUGACGGCGUGCUACGCACAGGCGGAAGACUUCGCCACGCAAGUAUACCCUACAGUGGGAAGCACCCAAUAAUCCUGCCGCCGCAUUCACGAUUCACAGAAUUACUCACCGAGGCCACACACAGAAGAAUGCUGCAUGGAGGAACGCAACUCACUCUCGCAGCAAUUCGUCAACGAUUUUGGAUCCCCCAAGGGCGGAGAGUAACCAAGACAAUCAUCCACCGGUGCCCAACAUGCGUCCGGUGGAAAGGAACCACGCAAACACAACAAAUGGCCAACUUGCCCAAACAACGAGUAACGCAAGCUCGGCCCUUUCAAUAUAGUGGAGUCGAUUACGCCGGACCAAUCCACCUGAAAACCGCUCCGGGCAGAGGAAGAAAAAGUAUGAAAGGAUUUAUAGCGAUCUUCGUCUGCCUCAGCACUCGAGCCAUACACCUCGAUGCAGCGUCAGACUACUCAUCGGAGGCAUUCCUCGCAGUCCUACGGCGCUUCAUUUCACGCCGAGGUCCAUGCUCCGAAAUCUGGAGCGACCAAGGCACCAACUUCAUCGGAGCCGACAGAGAGCUCCAAAGACUCUUCGCCGCCAGCAGCAGAGACGGCAGGAUGAUCGCAGAGCACGCUGCCACCGAAAGAAUUCAAUGGCACUUCAACCCACCUGCCUCACCACACUUCGGAGGCAUCUGGGAAGCUGCAGUAAAGUCAACAAAACAUCAUUUACGCCGAACGAUCGGGGAGACGCUUUUGACAUUCGAAGAAAUGUCCACCCUCCUAGCUCAAAUAGAGGCCUGUCUCAACUCAAGACCGCUCUGCGCAAUGAGCGACGACCCAGAUGAUCUGAACAUACUGACUCCCGGUCACUUCUUAAUCGGCUCAGCCCUAACAGCCCUCCCGGAGCCAGCAAAGCUCGACAUCAACUAUCAUUCCAAGUGGGAACACAUCACGAAGAUGAGAGAUGAUUGUUGGAAUCGAUGGCACAAGGAAUAUCUGAACGAACGCAACCAAAGAACAAAAUGGCACUCAGCAUCCCAAGACAUCCAAGUAGGGCGACUCUGCCUCAUACGGAAUGAACAAAACCCCCCUUCCAGAUGGCUGCGCGGAAGAGUAAAGGCCGUGCACACCGGGGACAACGGCCUCAUUCGCACAGCAACUGUCAAAACAGCAACAAGCGAAUUCACGCGACCAAUCGUGAAACUAGUCCUUCUGCCUGGACCCAACAGCGAAGCUGAUGCCACCUCAUUGCCACGGCCAGUGGCAAGGCGGGCGGAAUGUUCAUAA